Molecule: messenger RNA, 434 nt
Organism: Cephus cinctus (wheat stem sawfly)
Lineage: Eukaryota; Metazoa; Arthropoda; Insecta; Hymenoptera; Cephidae
Exons: 4
Coding region: 1-354 (117 amino acids)
Source: RefSeq, a predicted model, not a curated record
AUGCCGCACGGCGACAAAUCUCCCGAUGGUCCCCAAAGGCCUUCCCCGGGGAAUGUUUGUGCCGUUGCAAGAGUAAGCGUGCCACUCAGGCGCGGGAGCGCGUCUACGCCAAAAAGAUCGCCGCUCAAGAAUUGUCAUAUUGGCAUCGUUGUUCUUGUUAUCGUUGCCCUUAAGGAUACGAGCUGCGCUUUAGGCGCCCUAUUAGUCGAUGUGCUGCGAAAAUAUUUUACCUCCAAGAGGAUGUUGACGUCGAAGCUCGAAGUUUCGGCGGCUGCAGCGGCGUCAAUUAAACGCAAACAGAAUCGCCUUGGAUCGAUGUGGCUAUUCAAUUUAUUGUCAGUGACCAUCUAUUAGCAUUCACUCACGAAUGCGUAAUUACGAGAGACGCAUAGUUAGAAAUAAAAUUUCUAAAAUGAUUAAUGUUCCAAAGUGAC